UAUUGCAACACAUUUCAAACCUAAUCUCGUCAGUGUGUUCUCAAUUUUGGGUUUAAUCUUCUCCCAAUUCUUAAUUUAGUUAUUACAAAAGCCUACUUUUCUCAAAUACAUUCCUCAUCCAUAACUGUGAUAUCUUUUCAGAGAAUUUUUCAAUUUUGAUUCGGAUAGUAAAAAAAAAAUAUCGGAGAUUACUAAUUUAGCUUCCAAAGAAAGGUGCUUCUGUUGCUGAUUAACUAUCUAAAUCGAAUAAUAUUUAAGGGAGAAUUCGUCGCACUCAGCUGCAAAGGGUUUCGAGCAGGAAGUUUGCAGGAACGCAAAAAAGGGUACUCUUUAGUUAACCGACAACUUGCACAGUGUCCAACCAUUAGUUAAGAGAAGCAAAGUGGUUGUCCCUAUGAAAAAACCUGAAUGGUUAAAGACUUAUUAGAGAUAUUGGAUCAUCUUGAUAGUUUGCUCGCAAAUGACUCUAUAGCAAGAGCGGGCAGGUUACAACACAAUUUAUAAACCUUAGGUUUGAGACUUCUUUGCAACUAUUUUUUUGGAUUGAUGAAGGAGAAAGGGAGAAGUAUGCAGAUUUUCAGGUUCCAUUUAGAAAGAUGAAGAUCCCAAGAGUCCAUACAUCUUCCAGGUAUAUGUACAUAAUACUGGGAUUCUAGCUGUACCACGGAGACCUCAGGGCUUGGAGUUGAUCACAAAAUCUAUGGCGCAUUUGCUAGGAGGAUUAUCUACCCCCCUUCUCUGCAAACCCAAACCCAUUUCUGCUUCUUUGAACCACAAUUAUACAUCUGUUUCAUCUUUUGAUUCUCUAUACAUUAAACGCGCAGCCGAGCUAGCUGACAAAUCUGCCGGAUUUACUGCUCCCCAUCCUAAUUUCGGCUGCGUUAUCGUUGUUCCCAAUGGUGGAGGUACUGUGGUUGGAGAAGGUUACUUGUACGCCGAAGGGACUAUUCCGGCAGAAGUGCAAGCUGUUGAAGCCGCCGGCGAACAGUGUCGAGGUGCCACUGCUUAUCUUAAUAUGGAAUCUGGAGACUGUCACUGUGAUAACAGUGCCGUUUCCGCCCUAAUCAAGGCAGGGAUUAGUAGAGUUGUUGUUGGGAUACGGCAUCCACUGCAACACCUUCGUGGCAAUUCCAUCCACGCAUUGAGAAGUGAAGGUGUUCAAGUUGAUGUGCUUGCGGAAGAUACACAUAAUAAGACUAUUGAGGAGGCUCUCAAAUCCUGCCUUUUUGUCAAUGCUCCUUUACUAUAUAGAGCUGCCUGUCAAGUCCCGUUCUCUGUUCUCAAGUAUGCAAUGACACUUGAUGGGAAAAUUGCUGCUAGUAGUGGUCAUGCAUCAUGGAUCAGUAGCAAAAAGUCAAGAACUAGAGUUUUUGAUAUGCGGGGUAGAAGUGAUGCUGUUAUUGUUGGAGGAAAUACUGUGCGCAGAGACAAUCCACGUUUGACGGUUAGACAUGGAGGUGGCCAUCUGCCUCGGCGUAUUGUAUUGUCUCAAACUCUCGAUCUUCCAGAAGAAGCACAUAUUUGGAAUGUUUCUGAGGUACCCACUAUAGUUGCUACACAAAGAGGUGCAAGGAGAAGUUUUCAGAGAUUGCUUGCAUCCAAAGGCGUUGAAGUGGUGGAAUUUGAUAUUUUAGAUCCUAGAGAUGUCAUGGAGUACUUGUAUGAUCGUGGUUACCUCUCCAUUUUGUGGGAGUGUGGAGGGGCACUGGCUGCAUCUGCUAUUUCUUCUGGGGUCAUACACAAGGUACAUGCAUUUGUCGCUCCCAAAAUUAUAGGUGGGAAAAAUGCACCGUCUCCAGUUGGUGAAUUAGGAAUGGUAGAGAUGACCCAGGCUCUGGAACUAAUUGAUGUUUGCUAUGAGCAGAUUGGACCCGACAUACUUGUUAGCGGGUUUCUACAACCAGUUCCUGAUCUAACACCCACUAUUCCAUCAAUACAAGAAACAUCGGCCAUUGACCCUACUAUUUCUCCUUAUGAGGCAAGCAUCAUAUUCUUUUACAAGACAUGGGAUCCAUAUGGUGCCUUCUCAAACUUCUCUCUCCAUCCAAUUCAAAUGCCUGAUGAAAAUGAAGAACUUGUCACCUGGUCCAGUGUAGAGCAUUAUUACCAGGCACAAAAGUUUGUCGGGGCAUCUGAUCCUAUAGCCAAAAGUUGUAUUGAAGAAAUAAAAUGUGCAAUGAGCCCUGAGGAAGCAGCACGGAUUGGAAGGAGAAUACAGAGGCAACAACCUAAUCUGGUAAGACCGGACUGGGAAUCAAUCAAGAUUGAUGUCAUGUAUAAGGCCUUAAAAUGCAAGUUCACGACAUACCCCAAUUUAUACUCUUUAUUGCUCUCAACUGCGGGCUCUGUUCUUGUGGAGGGUUCACCACAUGAUCUGUUCUGGGGAGGAGGUCGAGACGGAGAAGGCCUUAACUAUCUUGGACGAUUGCUAAUGAUGUUGAGAUCCGAGUUCCUAGGUGACUCUUCAACAAGUCAAAGUUCUUUGCUUCCUCAAACAUCAGAAAGUAAAUAGUCAUAUAUUCUGUCCCAACAAUGUUGGGCUAAUGUUGUAAUCUAGCAAGAAAACUAAGCCUUUUGAUCAUGGCUUAUCUAUUUACUGCUAGAUACACGAGCUCGUGCUGGCACCGGUUCGAUGUAAUUUUUUUAAUUUCAAUUUAUGUGAAAUCGAUGAAAUUUGAAAAGUCAAUCAAAAUUUUUGUAUGAUUUUUAAAUAUUUUAAGUUAAUUAUUGAUUCAUAGUACUUCUAAA
Messenger RNA from Capsicum annuum, 2748 nucleotides. RefSeq names its product riboflavin biosynthesis protein PYRR, chloroplastic. Gene Ontology annotation, molecular function: NADP binding; 5-amino-6-(5-phosphoribosylamino)uracil reductase activity; diaminohydroxyphosphoribosylaminopyrimidine deaminase activity. Lineage: Eukaryota; Viridiplantae; Streptophyta; Magnoliopsida; Solanales; Solanaceae. The transcript has 14 exons. The record is from RefSeq and is a predicted model, not a curated record. The coding region runs from base 701 to 2512 and encodes 603 amino acids. Gene Ontology annotation, biological process: riboflavin biosynthetic process.